CUCUUUCGCACAUUUACUCAACUUCGGGUUGGAAUAUAGUUUUUAUCUGAAAAGAAAUAAUAAAUUGAAUAUCAUCAUCAAACAUGUUCAGAUUGAAUAAGACAGUGCAUGAGUUCGUAGUUCUACAGACCAGUGUUUUUGGUGAAAAAAGUUAACAACAACUAGGUAAAAAUAAUGAAUUUUCCAAAGUUGUUUGCCGAGAACAAUCGAAUAACAACACAACUGAUCCAGAAGCACUUGAAAGAAUACAAUCACUUGAUUAAAUGGAGAAAUCAACCUUCGGUAUUGGAAAUUGGAUACGGAGAUGGAGGAAGUUCUCAGAAAUCAUUUUUUCCUUACUUACCGAAAGACUUGAAGGAAUUUGUAGCUCUCGACAAAUCCGAAAAGAUGGUGGAUUACGCUAGGAAAAACUCUAUUCUGCCAACAAUGAAAAUAGAACAACUUGACAUAACUACUAAA
Molecule: messenger RNA, 459 nt
Organism: Leptinotarsa decemlineata (Colorado potato beetle)
Lineage: Eukaryota; Metazoa; Arthropoda; Insecta; Coleoptera; Chrysomelidae
Product: juvenile hormone acid O-methyltransferase
Molecular function (GO): S-adenosylmethionine-dependent methyltransferase activity
Source: RefSeq, a predicted model, not a curated record